Acanthaster planci (crown-of-thorns starfish) is the source of this 6212-nucleotide messenger RNA. Its product is annotated as gastrin-releasing peptide receptor-like. The record is from RefSeq and is a predicted model, not a curated record. Gene Ontology annotation, molecular function: neuropeptide receptor activity. Gene Ontology annotation, cellular component: plasma membrane. NCBI's taxonomy places the organism in Eukaryota, Metazoa, Echinodermata, Asteroidea, Valvatida, Acanthasteridae. Gene Ontology annotation, biological process: G protein-coupled receptor signaling pathway.
GCUACUGCUGGUUAGUUGCUUUGGAGAUCUCAACCUGGACUGCAGCGUUAGACCUAACUCUCCCCUCGCAGCUUUCGGAGGCGACUAGUUUCCUUGCCACAUCAUAGUUCAUUCUGUUGCAACGCUGCGCACGUUCUGGCUCUGGGCGCCUCAGACCACGCCAUCAAUGAAUUCAGUGAUUGAAAAGACAAACAAAGUGGGACAUGUAUUUAAAAAGACCAACAAGGCUAACAGCGAGCUACUUAACCAAGCACCAACCACUGAUGAAAAGCGAACAAGCCCGACGUUCAGGAAACCGUUCCUGCUGUCCUCUUGCCGUAAUUAAGGAUGACCUGAGUGGUUCUCCCUUUGAGAUCUGCGUAAAUUAGCCAAGAAGAUCGAGGAGCACUGCCUGACGGAUCAAUGCACAAUCCCUGUGGGACUCACCAUCGCAGAACCAGGCUUAAUAAUUACACACAUCUCCGUGUCACAUGAGAGAUACGAAGCACGUUGGAACAAUCAACCUUCGAACUUAGCUUACAUUGGCCAAGACUUAUUAGCCAGACUUUAAGCUUCGAUGAGAUGGCACAACACGAUACCUGUAUAAAGUGUAGACUUGGUGAGCAGUGAGUGAAUUGAAGAGUUGUCGUUCAAGGAUAAUAUGACAUCCCCAGACAUUAGAUCUUGCCUCAGUUUAACACCAGGCGGAAAUUGAACUGAGAGGAAUCUUUUGAAGCGAUAAACCGCAUUGAUAUUAUUGAGGCAAACUUUCUCCCAACUCCGUUCUUUGUAUGAAUGAUACCUGACGCUUUUUUGAAACUCCUCUGUUUUUCCCGUGCCGGAUUUCUCUUUGUGAAAAUGGUCCGUGACGUUUGUUGAAAGUUUUUAUAAAUGUCGUAUGUAUAGAAACUGUUUGCCCCUCACAUCACGCCCAGUAUUCUGCUCUCUUUUCCUGAAGGAAGUGAAGGCAGGUGGCUUGGUGAAUUAAGCUUUGAUUCCGAUCGAUUGGGAUUUUCUUUUGGCGAUUUAAUUUCUCCGCUCUCCGUAUGAUUGUCCGUCCAAAUAGAUUAAUAGAAAUCGCCGACAUGGAGAUACCUCCUAAUCACACGCUUUACAACACCUCCGAUGACAGCACUCCUACUAUUGUCAUCAUUGAUUUCUUAAUCAAGCUUAUAGGAAUUAUUGGCAACAGCAGCGUAAUCCUCAUCAUCAUUGGCUUCAGAGAUAUGCGAAAUAUCCCCAAUCUGCAGAUUAUGAGCAUGGCCAUUGGUGAUUUAGUGUACCUCGUCAUUCAGGUUCCUAAUUCGAUUGCUUUCAACUUUGUCAAAGUGUGGACUUUUGGCGAAGCCUACUGCAGGAUUUUCCUUGCUUCAACUUCCAUCUCGCAAGGAAUUUCUGUACUGACUUUGGCCGCAUUGAGUGCCGAUCGAUACUAUGCCAUCGCUCGACCAAUGGCACGACGUAAGAUUAACGUAACGCAAUACACACUGAUAACUGUCGUCGUGAUUUGGUCGGUGUCCGUCUUAGCUGCAAUCCCUGCCUUUGUGGAAGCUAUAUAUCAUCCAUUUUGUCAAAUACCUCGUUACACCGUCAUUUACAAAGUGUUUAUCAUCUUACAGGCUGUGUGCCUCUAUGUCCUGCCUCUAACACUGAUUGCUUUGUUCUAUGCGCUUACAGCUCACACCUUGUGUCGCGGAGGGGAACGAAUCGGUCACAAAGUUCGUGACGGUAACGGAAGGCGCGACCCUCAUUUCAAAGCUCGCCGUCGUUUAGCCAUUAUCAUUUUAGUUGCUGUGGUUUGCUUUGCUGUGUGUUGGCUACCUCACCAUGUCUACACACUUUGGAGUGAAUUUGAAGUGCACAUGGAAGUCUUCAUUACACCAUUUAUGCUGGGCUUCAUGGACAUGACGUAUCUGAUGGUUUCUUUGUCAUCUUGUCUCAAUCCGCUGAUUUUAUACGUCAUGAGCUCCAAUUAUCGACGGCAUUUCAAGAGAAUGUUUCUGAGCUGGUGUAGAUGUUGUCGAGAUAAAAACCAGCCACUCGGUCACACCUGGACAUUGCUAACAGCCUUCAAGACAGCGGUCCCCAACUCACGGAGAAGUAGCAUGGAAUUUCAAAUGAAGCAGAGCUCCUCUACACUUGUCUCACAUAGCUAAACUCACAUCAACCCUUAAACUUGACUUGGGAGACAAUUCAUUACAAAGUCAUUAAAGUGAGCGAUAACCUAGCCACUCCGUUUGUUGUGUUCGCAUUAGUGGCACUAGAGGUAGAACAUUGGAUGACAGUUUUGGUCUCAAAGGUUGUGACUGUCUACAUUAAGAAUCCUUCGCAGACGACGUGGAAUGCUGAGCUCAGAAUGGCAGAUUUGCCGUUCAGUUCCGCUAAUUCGGUUUUUCAACAUAAAGUUGCUGUGUUGAAAUUUAAUGGCAGAGCUAACCUUUAUGGAAGAGUUAUUUAUUGCUCUCUGUUUUGUUCUUAUCUAUUCUUUUACUCAUCUUACUUCAAUCACAUACACGAUUAUAAUUUCUUUUUCCAUUCUAUUGUUAAACCAAACGAGAACAAAUGGUCGCAUAAAUUGCUUUAUUUAGUUGUGUAAAAAGGUGACGAGCGGUAACGAUGUUAGCAGAGAUGACGUCAUAGGUACGUCUGCCAAGACAGGCUCACACAUCAUUGGCGAUACACUGCUGGGUUCGAGUAGCUUCAGCCUCGUCCCCACAGUCUCGUUAUAUGGUACACAAAGGCAGCAUCCCUGGUCAGGGUUGCCCUGCAAAAGCUAUUCGAAUGUACCGAGUAGGCCUAUGAACAUGCAUAUACAUUAACAAAGAGAGAGGAAGCUUCAUCGUUUCAUGAAUCAAUUUCUGACAUUAUUUUUGUUCACUUUCUCAGCGAGACUUCAUAUUAAAGACGACUUUGCAUCUUUAAUCAACAGAAAAUUGUUUUGUCUAGUUGACUGCCACAUUAAUUUACAUUAUCCUCAUUAGAACGAGUGAAAUUGGUGCUAAUGUUUUUCAGAAAAGGUAGCCACUGAAUUUCGUUAAAGUUUCAAUUUAUUUUAAAAGACUUUUUAUUAAGGGUUUUAUUGUGUAUUUUACUUUGAAUAAUCCGUUUCCAUCUUGACUAUUCGUUAGAAUAACUCAAAUAAUAUUUAAAGUGAAGCAGUUUUUAUUUGAAAAAAGAGCCAAAUGACAUAAACUGCAAAAGUGUAUACGUGUACAUGUAUGGUAAUAUUCUUUAGAAGCAGUAUUACACAAGAGUAUAGUGGCAGUAUUGGUAUCAUUAUCAUAGUAAUACUAGUGCACCUAAUCUAGAAAUACUUUCACCAAUUAACUAUCUGUCCAGACAGUACUGUAGUUAUCAAUCCAGUUUAAUAUAGGAUAUAAAUUACUUCUGUUGUCAAUCAACUAUUUGUCGUAAUUUGAAUGUUAUCUUUAUGCACUUGUCACAUCACAAAACUUUAAGAAAGAUGUUUUGGCAAAGACCGGUAUCCUAUUUAUAAGCUAUCGCUCCUCGUGCUAUCUGUGUACUCAAUGAUGCAGAUAUGAACCUUCCCACAUUUCCAGAUUUUGUAGGAUCUGUAGGAAAAUUGUAAAAAUCGAUCGUUGCUCAGUAGUAAAGGUUUAUUAGCUGUUUUGAAAGUACUGUCAAAACAGCGCUUAUUUCCUUAUUAUUUGUUUUUUAAAAGCAAUCUUUCAGAAGUCAUGCCUUGAUUUAAACGUAUCAAGGAGAGAUGAGUAAGAUCACAUGGUGUCCUUCGAACUGUUUUCUUGAUUUGAUUUAUAAUAAUGAUGGGCUAUAGAGACCCAAAACCUGUGCGCAAGUUAUGUGGUGCGUAUAUUCAGCAAGUUUUUCGUGUUUGCAUUUCCUUAUAAUAAUUUAUGUGUAUACAAUAAGUGGUGUGUCAACAGCGUGAUGUGAAAGACUCAACAUUGAAACACCUGUAAACCUCGCCGUCGCGACAGAAUUGUGUUUACUGUGUACGAAGUAGAAUUGUAAUUUCACCAAAAUGUGGUUUGGGCAAUAAUACAUGUCCUACAAAAAGUUGGAUGAUUAUGCUAGAUAUCUGCCCACCAUUACGAAGCGACACGCUAGAGUGUUGCCAAUUAAAUGCGUCGUCUCAGAAAAUGCUGGACUGUUGUCUUUCAACCCAUUCGCUGUAAUUAAGCUAAUUUCAUGAUUAAAGUGUCUAUAUCAUAAUUUGUACAUAUGAAAAGAUAAUACUUUCUUGUAAAUAACACUUAAAGGUAGCAUAAAAGUGCCUAUUAUUUCCCCUUACUACUCGAUUUAUUAGUCUUUCCUGGGUCCUAAUGAUUAUUGGAGUCAUAAUCCUAAUCCUUUUAUAGAUAUAUGUCACACUCAUUGUACCCUCAGAUCACGCCUCUCCCGACCUCACCUAAGGAUGUUGUUGAAUAGUUUCAUUCCAAACAACUCUCAUGCUGCCGUAUAUGAGAAACGAGUUCCUAUGAUGUCACUUUAUAGAAUUCCGAGUUAAUUUAAUGGAUCAGUUCGGGCGCAUGAUCAGUAUACGCAUUCACAGCCCAUUUUAAGCCCUUACUGAUAUAGUCUAUCAGUGAAAGCCUCAUGACACGUCUUAACCCCCCCCCCUUUCUAAACCAAGGCCGAAUUUUUGUAUGAUAUACUUCGCAGAUUGCUGUAAAUUUAACAGCUCUUAAUAGAAAAUACUUUAGUACUACCUUCAACCUGUAAUAUUUCAUUUACUUUUAGGCUACAUUGAAUCCGUUUUCUUUUAUUUUAGCACACGGCGGUGGCUUUGUACUUAUCUUAUAUUAAUAUACUCUUUUCCUAUGUAUACAGGUGUGUAUUCUCUGUUAGACAUUGCAUUGUACAUAAAGAAAGGCUGUUAGCGUAGUAACAUUUACACAUUAUCAAUCAAUUAAUUGUAUUUUAGAAAAGGGACUAGUAUGAGCCUUAAACCAUUUUCUUAAUUUGGUUUCACAGGUUCUGCAAUAGAAACUUCGUCAUGUCGCACCUAACCUUUUCAAACGACACCCCCAACACUCAGCGAAGUUCAGCCAGGAUGUUUCGUAACUGAUAACAAACUGAACCCGUUGGGCAAAAUAUUUUUGUUUCAUGUUAUUAUCUAGGACGCUUAUUCGCUUUGCCUGAUAACCUUUCGCCGUCUCUCGCUUUUUAAGUUGCUUUCUGAUGAAGAAAUAAGAUCCCUGGCUAUUACCAGCGGAAGCGAUCCGGAUGAGGUAUCGGAACGAAGAUGCUUUAUCGCGCAAUCUGUUAAUGAUACCCCAGGAGUACACAGUUAGUCCAGAACCCUGCUCUAGAUUCAUACCAACUUCUGUUUUAUUUAAAUAAUAAAAUUCUUCUGUUUUUGACAAUAAUUUCACAUCAUCAGUUGAAAACAAUCGGGUAAUGCUAGUUCCAGCUAGGAAGAAGAAAAAAUGGGUUCUGCUUAGAGAAUUUCGUUGACAGUUUCUGUCAAAGAGCUCUUGAAUAUAAGCGUAAGAUGGAGGCUGGUAAGUUUUACCCUACUUUGCUAGUGCCAUUGGACAGUGCCUUGUGAAUUCCACAAAAUACACAUAAAGAGAUGUCUCUAUGGUUAAAUCUUGUACCAUUGCGUAUACUUCUUACAGGCACUUCUAUAUAACAUCGAAGUAACAUCUGAAUUGUAGAGGAUAUCAACAAGAAUUGCAUUUCACAAAUUCAUAAUCCUUUUGUUUUCUCCAUGCAUGGAACCAUUUCCAAAUCCAUUAAACUAAUGUUGUCAUAACCAAGUAAUGUCACGCAGAAAGAAAACAUGUACAUUAGAUUUAGAGCCAGUCAAAUUAAGGAAAGAUUGCGUGGAAUUUACAUGAAAAAACGUCUCUUUCCAGGACCACAAGCGAAAACGAAACUGUGAAAAUUCCUGUCUUUGUGUUCCUAUGUGCUAACAAAUCGAAUGUACUUUUGUCCGAUGAUUGCAACCGUGUUUGCUGACGGACUGUGACAUUUAGGCACGAACCGCGCAGUUGCAAUGGUGUUAUAGUUUGAAAUGAAUAAUUCAAAUCGAUACCUAUGACAUAUAACAAAAUUAGAUUACUGUUUUGCGGGGAUAUAAUAAAUUCCAUGUUAAUGCUGUCUAUUACACCUUGCCUUCAAUGCACUUGCCCAGCCUACUCAUAUCUAAAACACGUUACUUGCAGAGUACCGUAAAAUUUUGAUUAGGUUAACAUCUUACGUGUUAAAGUAGGUUGAAAAAUAAAAUAAAAUCAAAGAUGUGCGAU